This is a messenger RNA of Acipenser ruthenus (sterlet), 2447 nucleotides long. Its product is annotated as retinol dehydrogenase 13-like. The transcript is spliced from 7 exons. The coding region runs from base 114 to 1091 and encodes 325 amino acids. The record is from RefSeq and is a predicted model, not a curated record. NCBI's taxonomy places the organism in Eukaryota, Metazoa, Chordata, Actinopteri, Acipenseriformes, Acipenseridae.
UCAAUCAUUAAAAGUAACCCUCCCAACAGGAAACACAUAUGAGUUACUUACCUAUAAAAUAAUAGUGCUGAACGAUAACUAAUCGGCCAGUAUUUUGCUUUGGACUAGUCAGCAUGAAUAAGUACAUAUUACCCGUGUCUGUUGUGGGAACAGUAAUUGGUACCGUUGUUUUGACAAAGGAUCGUGUAAGUGGUGGUAUCUCCCCAAGCAAAGCAAAGAUAACAGGGAAGACGGUGGUAAUAACAGGAGCAAACACGGGGAUUGGUAAAGAGACAGCACGUGAACUUGCCAGAAGAGGAGGCCGGAUUAUAAUGUGCUGUCGAGAUAUGGUGAAGUGUGAGAAUGCUGCUAAAGAAAUAAGAGGAGAGACCUUGAGUCACAAUGUGUAUGCCAGACAUCUUGACCUGGCUUCAAUAAAAUCUAUUAGGGAAUUUGCAAAUAAAAUAAUUGAAGAAGAGGAGCGUGUAGACAUACUGAUCAAUAAUGCAGGGGUAAUGAGAUGCCCUCACUGGCAAACCGAAGAUGGAUUUGAAAUGCAGUUUGGGGUUAACCAUUUAGGCCACUUUCUGUUGACCAACCUCUUGCUUAAUAAGCUGAAACGCUCCACGCCCAGCCGCAUCAUAAACGUUUCCUCGCUGGCUCACGUGGUGGGAGAGAUAGAUUUUAACGAUCUGAACUGGGAAAAGAAAAAAUACAAUACAAAGGUGGCCUACUGCCAAAGCAAGCUUGCAAAUGUGCUGUUUACAAAAGAACUGGCCAGGCAACUGCAGGGUACUGGAGUAACAGUCAACGCGCUUCACCCUGGAGUAGUUGAGACUGAGCUUGGCAGGCACACAGGGAUGCAUCAGUCUCAAUUUUCAAGCACAGUACUAGGGCCUUUGUUUUAUCUACUAGUUAAAUCACCAAACCAGGGAGCACAACCCAGCAUUUUCCUUGCUGUUGCAGAAGAAGUUGCUGGAGUUUCAGGAAAAUACUUUGAUGGCUUUAAGGAGAAGGAGCCAGCAGCCCAGGCUCAAGACGCAGAGGUGGCUUGUCAGCUUUGGCAAGUCAGCGCCAGGCUUGUGGGUCUGGAAGAUGCGGCAGCAACAUGACAGCUCAGAAGUGCCAUUAGCCUUCAGAUUUCUCAGAACCAAAACCAAGGACAAGCAACUGCUAUUGUGCAAAACAGCUAAAACAUUACAGAUGGAGAAUUAUUAUGAUUUUUUUUUUUUUUUUAAUCAUUGAAGAUGAUAAACAUGUGUGGAAGCCAUAGGUGAAUGAUCAAUUAUAAUUUGUUAAAGCUUUAGUGCCUAUAAAUUUACACAAAAAUGCAAAUUAUUGGUAUUCCUUUACACCAAAAAGUAGUUUUAGUAAAAAACAAUUAGUAAGGAUAGUCCAUUGUCUGUAUCUUCCCCUCCCCCAUCAGGGAUAUCAACCCACUUGCACCAAUGUUUGUCCUAGUACCUUCUCAUUGCCACUUACUGUAACCUAUUUGUUAAUUAGCCUGUGAUUGGUAGCCAUCUAGUGUGGGAAGCCAAUAACUGCAAUCAUUGUUUAGCUCCAAUUUCCACAGUUGCCUGCAGAUGGCAUCAUUGGUGAAGAUAUUGUCAACAUACAUUUUCUGCUACAGAAAUUGAGGUACUGUGGUCAGGUCUGUAUAAAAGUAGAAACGAUUGCUUAUGUUCUGCUUGCCUACACGAAACACCUGUAAGUUACGCCUAUUGUUUAUUAAUCAUUAACAAAAAUGAUGAGCAAUGUAAUCUGUUUAAUACCAAAAUCAAAUUAGUAUAUAUAUUUUUUUUAAACUAGGAUGGGAAGCCACUUGCAGAACAUAAAAUUUUAAAAAAAAUUGAAAACUCUCCACAUAUUUAGUAAAAGACAAAGAUUGUUUACCCUUUUAAGAGAAACCAGAAAGUAAUGCCACUUUCACACUGCUCAGGCUAUCAGGGUCACAAUCCUGCAUAGUGUGAAACCACCUAACCCGGGUCCCAGCGACCCACCUCAGGAUGUGGGUUGACACGCUUUGACCCUGGUUGAGCGAGACAAAAUGCUUGACAGCCGUUCGGGAGCCGACGCAAUAACAACCAGCCACGCCUGCGUGAAGGUUUCACUUCAGCAAGGAACGUUUUUGUUUAUUCUGUACACAUAUUUAUGUUGCUUGAGUCACACCAUGCGCCAGAUUGCAGCAGGGAUGUAGAAACAUUUUCUCUAAUUAACAUUUGGGCCGACGGUUCAAUCCAGUGAAGGUUGGAUGGAAACGUCAGUAACAAGCUGCUUCCAGGGCAUUGAUACACGCAUUGUGUACUUGCGUCUGUCACCCAGGUCAACCCAGCUUUAUCAAAAGCUGUGUGAAAUCACAUAGCCAACCCGCAUAACACCGUGUCCUGCCCGGAGCGGAGAGGUCGAGUGGGGGUGUAGGGAGAGAUGAGGGUCUGGAGGUAGCUGGCUGCAGUCUGGUCAAGGCAUCU